UAAAAGGGCAACAGAAAGCCAAAAUCGUCGCUGCUUUCCGCUGUUUUAGUUAUAUGACAAAAGAGAAGCUUGUAAAAGCAGCCUAUGGCUAUGGGUUCUUAGCCUUUGCUCUCAAGCUUGCGGUUCCUCAAAACCACCUGCGUAACUAACUUUAAAAACUCCAUGUAACCUUUUCAGUUCAGAUGAAGAACUCCAAAAAAGCAGAGGCUGUCUGAUUUUUCUCUGCUUAAAACAGCUAAGCAAAUUCCACGCACACAAACGUAGAGGCUUCAUGUCUGAUACAGAGCUUGUUCUCUUUCUUCUUCCAUCAAUUUUAUCUCUUCUUCUAAUCUUCAUUCUCUUUCAAAGAAAGCAUGCCAGAUUCAAUCUCCCACCAGGCAACAUGGGCUGGCCAUUUAUUGGUGAAACCUUUGCCUACUUGAAGCCUUACUCUGCUACUUCAAUUGGAGAUUUCAUGGAAAAGCAUAUCUUAAGGUAUGGGAAGAUAUACAAGUCCUAUUUAUUUGGGGAGCCAACAGUAGUCUCUGCAGAUGCUGGACUCAAUAGAUUUAUACUACAGAAUGAAGGGAGGUUAUUUGAAUGCAGCUAUCCAAGAAGUAUUGGUGGAAUUCUUGGAAAGUGGUCUAUGCUGGUUCUAGUUGGAGACUUGCAUAAAGAUAUGAGGACUAUAUCUCUCAACUUUCUGAGCCAUGCCAGGCUCAGGACUCAACUAUUGAGAGAGAUGGAGAGGCAUACCUUGCUUGUUCUUAACUCCUGGAGGGAGAAUUCUAUAUUUUCAGCUCAGGAUGAAGCAAAGAAGUUCACCUUCAAUUUGAUGGCGAAACACAUCAUGAGCAUGGAUCCUGGAAAGCCAGAGACUGAGCAGCUGAAGAAAGAGUAUGUUACUUUCAUGAAAGGAGUGGUAUCUGCUCCAUUAAAUUUGCCCGGCACUGCGUACAGGAAAGCCUUGCAGUCUCGAUCAAUCAUCCUGAAUUUUAUACAGCAGAAAAUGGAAGAAAGAAUUGGGAAAAUGAAGGAAGGAGAAGAAAAUUUGGAGGGAGAUGAUCUUCUUGGAUGGGUUUUGAAGCAUUCAAAUCUUUAUGGUGAGCAAAUCCUUGACUUGAUACUGAGCUUGCUCUUUGCCGGCCAUGAAACUUCCUCAGUAGCCAUAGCUUUAGCUAUUUAUUUCUUGGAGGCUUGUCCAAGUGCUAUCCAGCAGUUACGGGAAGAACACCUGGAAAUUGCAAGAGCAAAGAAGCAAUCAGGAGAGAAAGAAUUGAACUGGGAAGAUUACAAGAAAAUGGAAUUCACUCAAUGUGUAAUUAAUCAAGCAUUCUUCUUUUCUUGUUAUGCCAAAAAACAUUCUAACAGAAAUAAUAAACGAGUGUUUUUGUAUGUGAAGGUUAUCAGUGAGACACUUAGGCUUGGAAACGUAGUGAGAUUCCUGCAUAGGAAAGCUCUGAAAGAUGUUCAUUAUGAAGGUUAUGACAUUCCACGUGGAUGGAAAGUGCUACCAGUGAUUGCAGCCGUGCAUUUGGAUUCUUCUCUUUUUGACCAUCCCCAACACUUCAAUCCAUGGAGAUGGCUGCAGACGCAGAGUAGUCAUUGCUUCAUGCCAUUUGGGGGAGGACCAAGAAUUUGCGCAGGCUCAGAGUUGGCAAAACUCGAAAUGGCCGUUUUCAUCCACCAUUUGGUGCUUAAUUAUCAAUGGGAGUUAGCCGAUCAUGAUGAAGCUUUUGCCUUUCCAUUUGUCGAUUUUCCUAAAGGCUUGCCUAUCAGGGUGGUCAAGCUCCACAAUUUUAUAUAGAAUUAAACAAAACAAAUUCACUUGUUAUACAUGCAGACAAAUCGCUCAUCAUCCUCAUAUCAGCCUCUGCAAAGCCCAUGGAAGACGUUUAUAUAGCUUGUAACAUUACUGAAGAAGGCAACAGGUCGUCUCGUUUGUAUGUGAAGAUUUUGAGCCCCUUGGACUAUUCUGUUCCCAACGGUCUAGUGUAUAAGUUUAUUUCUUUUGAUGUUUUAUAUGUAGCAGCUCACGUGAAUAAUUUCAAAUUACACAAUUACUAGGUGAAUAAAUUCACGUGAAUGAGACGAAAAAUAAUUCUUUGAUAAAUUUUAUAAUAAAUCAUAAGAAAAUUUAAAUUUAAA
Molecule: messenger RNA, 2127 nt
Organism: Hevea brasiliensis (rubber tree)
Lineage: Eukaryota; Viridiplantae; Streptophyta; Magnoliopsida; Malpighiales; Euphorbiaceae
Product: cholesterol 22-monohydroxylase CYP90B51
Exons: 7
Coding region: 272-1786 (504 amino acids)
Biological process (GO): sterol metabolic process
Molecular function (GO): monooxygenase activity; iron ion binding; heme binding
Source: RefSeq, a predicted model, not a curated record